CAAAGACAGAAAUCCCGCUCCACUUAUUUUUAAUUCCCGCCGUGCAGGAUGUCUUUCUCUUCCUCUUUUGGCGUUCAGGUUGCAGCCAUCAUGGACGUUUUGGCGAAGGCUGCUGUGGCCGAAAUAACCAAGCUGGUGGAGGACGGGGUCGUGUCUCUGCGACUGGAGAUGUGUAGGAAGGACAGCGAGCUUCAGGACCUCAAAAGAAGUUUAAAAUCGAUGGAGGUUGAAAUGUGCAAAGCUCAGGAAGCUGCAGCUGCAAGCCGAGCUGCAGAGGACAGACAGCCUGAGCAAAUUACUGGGAGUCAAGUUCAGAGUAAAGAUGAAAUAGAAGGUGAGGAAAGGCCUGCACUGUAUCUGGAGCCAAACACUGCUGAUUCGCUCUGUGAGCCUCAACAUGGAUCAGAAGAGAGUGGCGAUGACAUGAAGCUUGUGGUCAAAUGUGAGCCAGCGGAUGAAAUCGCCACCCAGGAAGCGACCGAAGACAUCGCAACAGCAGCCAAUAACGUCUGCUUUGAGGCCGCAGAGCCAGAAGAGUCUCUGUGGCCUCCUCCUGCUUGUAGCAUGUUUGAACAAAGCUCGGCCGAAGUGGCGGUGCAGGCAAUGCAGCAACAAAUACAGAUUUUCUCCUCUCACCCUGAGCAACUUUCAUAUGAUUCAACCGCAGUGGAAGAAAUGGCCGAUGAUUCCUUAAGCGUGCCGAUUAAGGUGGAAGUUGAGAUGCGACCUAUGUGCAUGGAAAGUACUCCUUCAGAGCCGGUUCACAUGGAGCAGUUCAGACAUGUUUCACAGCCUGCGGUCAGUCAGCACCAACGAUUGCAGUGUGCUUCACCACAGGCGGGGCCGUCGCGACCCCCGUCUCGUGCGCAGAGGUCCACGGGGGGAAUGUUCGGAUCCAACGCAGAAGAUCACAUCCUCAGUAGAAACAACUUAAGAUCAAAAAGGCUGGUGAAUGUGUUCAGAGCAAAUCCCAAACUGUUCAUGUGCGUGAUCUGCAACAAAGGAUUCCCCCGUCUGACCCUGCUAGAGGAACACAACGCCACCCACGAAUCCAUGAAGCCUUUCCGCUGCCUCGAAUGCGGGAAGUGUUUCACCCAGAAGACCCGGCUGAAGACGCACCAACGCGUGCACACGGGAGAAAGGCCGUUCAGCUGCAAAAUCUGCGGCAAGAGGUUCUCCAGGCAGGACAACUGCCUGAGACACGAGCGUUUCCACAGCGGGGUGAAGCCGUUCAGCUGUGGGCAGUGUCCCAAAAGCUUCACGGUGUUCGGUAACCUCAAAAUACACCUCGAGACUCACCGGCACAGACGAUAGCACUCAGUUAUCGGGGCUUUUGCUCUAUAAGCAUCCAAGAAUUUGCACAAAUCUUUAUUUAAUCUUGCCAGGGAGCGGCUGUUUAAACAGAGAUGCUGGCAGUGUUUAAACCAUAGAUGAGGAGAAAUGGGAUUGCCAUCUUUUAAUAAUUCCUCUAACCAGUGUAUUCUUAUACUGGAAAUGCAGACUGCAAUCAUUUUACUCAUCACUAGGACUGGGCUUUGGCUCAAUUUUUCUGUGUGGAUUUUUUUCUACAUUAUAGGAACAUUUUUGAAAUAUCACAGGUGAUCAAAUGAGAAUGACGGUUUAAGUUUGAUUUCACAUUAAUGUGGCAGAUAUCAAUCACACAUUUUAACAUAAUUAUUUCUGAGUGGCAGCUGGAAAGCUUGCUGUGAGCCUGUUGAGGGAGGAUGUUUUAGGUAUCUACCCAACUCUACUCUAACACACCUGUUUCUAAUUAUUAACUCGUUAUGAAGCCCUUGGCAAGAUAAAGCUGCUUGAUAAUGAGUUAAUUAUUAGAAUGAGGUGUGUUAGAGUGGGGAAGAUACCUAAAACAUGCAGGGCAGUAGUUGGAGACCACUGGUGUUAGAGGCUUUGCUGGUCGCUCACUGUGAAAGCUCUAUAUCCUUCUUGGGACCACAGGAGCUGACAAAAGGAGAGCCAUAAAGUCCUCCAUAGAGGCUUUGGAGAAGGCCUGUAGGUUGCUCUGGAUCAUUAGGGAGAAUCGUGUGCAAGUGCUGCUGGGACACAAGUCUGGGGUCUGAUCAACCUGGGCUGGGUCGCCUGAGUGACGGUGUCUGAUCUUGCAAGACCUGAAACACUCGAUGAUCUCAGGAACAUCACUGAUGAUGUUUCCCAGCACAUCCUAGGAUGUGUCUUUGAACCACUGAGUGGAAAACAUGAAUGAAAUCCUUUUUAUGGUUUAAUUUAUGUAGUCGUAUAUUGUUGUGAUACAUCAUUUUUCCUGAAUUUAAAUGGUUACUGAUAAAAUAACCACAUUGGAAUAUCUGUUUUUUAGCCAAUCCAGCAAAUUAAAUAGAAAUGACAAAUAAAGGUAUGUCAUGAGAAAAUGCUGAAGCUGCUGUAUCAUGCAAUACUAGCUUAUAGCAGAUUUAUCACAUCAGCAUUUAUGUUGUUUGAAAAGUAAUCACAGAUAUGUUUGUGGUGGAGCACUAACAGGUUCAAUUUUCAGCUGUAAA
Molecule: messenger RNA, 2513 nt
Organism: Scomber scombrus (Atlantic mackerel)
Lineage: Eukaryota; Metazoa; Chordata; Actinopteri; Scombriformes; Scombridae
Product: oocyte zinc finger protein XlCOF8.4-like
Exons: 2
Coding region: 49-1314 (421 amino acids)
Cellular component (GO): nucleus
Source: RefSeq, a predicted model, not a curated record